AUGGAAGAACCAAUUUGCGCUAAGGAUUAUUCGAUGAUUCAGUUGCGUGAGUGGCUAAGGCAACUAAAGUUGCCUACAUCAGGGUGCAAGGCCACACUUGCGUUGCGUAAAGUGAAGUGCCUAGAAGUCAUCGCGAUGCAUCGUGGCGUUUGUCCCAUUGUCUGUACUGGGUUAUUAGAUGAUGGUGCUGAAAGCGUAUCCGAGGAAUUAAAAGACGCAUUCGGUACAAAACAAAGCAAACUGGUCUUACGUAGAAAGUUUGAGAUGCGUAAGUGGCAACAGACAGAAAGCUUCAAUGAAUACUACAAUGAUAAAGUUAUGUUGGCAAAUCCGUUGAAGCUGGAAGAGGAGGAGCUAGUGGAAUAUAUUAUAGAUGGCAUUAUGGAUGAACAGUUGCUCGUACAGGGGUAUUUACAAUGCUAUACUAGCAAAACGCAGUUGCUGCAAGCAUUUUCGAAGGUUAGGCAGAGAAAAGUGGUGGUAAAGUCUUCGAAUACUACUGUUACCAAAAGUGCCGAUGUGAGGUGUUACAAUUGCAAUUCUUUGGGUCAUUAUGCGUCGGAGUGCCGAAAACCUAUUAGGGAGAAAGGAGCUUGUUAUGGCUGUGGAAGUAAAGAGCAUCGUGUCAGUGAGUGUCCAGACCGUAAGAAGGAAGCCUUUUUAGAAAGUAAUACAUUUGAGGAGAAUAUGAUUAUUUGUCAAAAUAAGGACCAGAAGUUAAAGGAGUUGCGUAAUUCGUUAGAGAAAAAAGAAAAUGGUUUCUAUGAAAUGCGUAGUGGUGUGGUCUAUAGAAAAAAGGAAAAUGG
Messenger RNA from Rhagoletis zephyria (snowberry fruit fly), 806 nucleotides. RefSeq lists its product as uncharacterized. Gene Ontology annotation, molecular function: zinc ion binding; nucleic acid binding. The record is from RefSeq and is a predicted model, not a curated record. Lineage: Eukaryota; Metazoa; Arthropoda; Insecta; Diptera; Tephritidae.